Molecule: messenger RNA, 711 nt
Organism: Penicillium egyptiacum
Lineage: Eukaryota; Fungi; Ascomycota; Eurotiomycetes; Eurotiales; Aspergillaceae
Source: the annotation of a GenBank genome assembly
AUGACCAACCUCUCAGACUACCGCCUCCUCUGCUUCGACGUCUACGGCACUCUAAUAGACUGGGAAAGCGGCAUCAUCGCCGCAUUAGAACCGAUCCUCUCAAAAAGCACCACCCAAUUCACCCGUGAACACCUCCUAACAACCUACCAUGACCUCGAAAGCACCCAACAAACCGCAACCCCGGACCUUCCAUACUCGGACCUGCUAUCAGCAAUCCACCCCACCCUCGCGGCGCGUCUAGGCCUCAACCCGCCGACCGAGGAGGAAAGCCGCGAAUUUGGCAACUCCGUUGGAACCUGGCCAGCCUUCCCAGACACCGUGGACGCCCUGCGUCGACUAUCAAAGCACUACAAGCUAGUCGUGCUGUCGAACGUGGACCGGGCUUCAUUCGCCAAGUCCAAUGCUGGCAGCUUGCAGGGCGUGCCUUUUGAUAUGAUUCUUACCGCGCAGGAUAUUGGCAGUUACAAGCCUGAUCCACGGAACUUUGAGUAUAUGUUGAAUGCUGUGCAGCACGAGUUUGGGGUUGGGCCUGGGCAGGUUCUGCAGACGGCGCAGAGUCAGUUUCAUGAUCAUCAACCUGCGAGGAAGGUUGGCAUUAAGUCGGUUUGGAUUGAGAGGCCUGGGGCUUUGAUGGGGAAUCGGGGGGAUCCGGUCUUUGAUUGGCGGUUUGAGACUUUGGGGCAGAUGGCAGAUGCUGUUGAAGCAGAGUAG